AUGGCGGUUCGGGGCGGGUACGGGCCGGUUCCUAUUUUUAAAAAAGAGAAACGGGGCGGGCCGGGGCGGGCCUUUGUGAUUUUCGGUUCGGGCCGAUUCCUGGAAUAUAGGAACCGCGGACUCUCAGUCAGUCCCUCGAUAGUUCCCUUCCCUCGACUACUCCGAUCAUCCUCCCCCUCACCAACCGUCAAUUCUCCUCGGCGAAGACAACGGCACCACCACCCAUCAUCCUUCUCGCCAUCACCCCUGCAGUCGAUUCUCUCCUCUUCGACAGCAAUCCCCGCCGUUGUGACCGCCAUCACCCCAUCACCGUCGUCGAGAACACUGGUACCAGCCAUCAUCCCUCUAAAAUUUAGAAUCCAGUGUUUACCUGCUCAAAUUUCGACAAUUGCAGUCUCGAGCCUUGGGAAUGAUUCGUUCUCAUGUACCUUCAGUUCUCAAAGGUACAGGCAGCUAUCCGGGGCAGUGGUGGCAAUAAUGCAUCUGUUUCUGAGGGUGUAGAAGCAUCUGUUAUAUAUGUCCGUUUCAAAGCAGCAGCAAGUGAGCUUAAGCCAGUGCUGGAGGAAAUUGAAAGCAGAGCAUCAAGGAAAGAAUAUACUCAGAUCCUUACAGAAUGCCACAAACUAUAUUGUGAACAGAGACUUUCCUUGGUGAGCUGAUGAAUUUUUUAUUUAUAUUUGAAAAGGAUCAAUAGUUGUUUACCAUAUUUGAUAAGGAUCAUUAGUUGUUUUUCCGAAUUCUGAUGCCUCUGCAUAACGAUGCAAUGUUAUUUUAGAUGUAUUGAAUUUGUACAACUACAA
Malus domestica (apple) is the source of this 800-nucleotide messenger RNA. The record is from RefSeq and is a predicted model, not a curated record. Lineage: Eukaryota; Viridiplantae; Streptophyta; Magnoliopsida; Rosales; Rosaceae.